Porites evermanni is the source of this 34106-nucleotide messenger RNA. NCBI's taxonomy places the organism in Eukaryota, Metazoa, Cnidaria, Anthozoa, Scleractinia, Poritidae. The record is from the annotation of a GenBank genome assembly.
AUGCUUUGCUUUCAGAUCGGCGAGGGUGACAAGUUGAUCAACGUUGUCUUGCUAAAUGGAGAAAGACUAAAUGUUCGAGUUCAGGUAACAGUUACUGUUUAUUUGACAUGCAAUGGUAAUGCAUGUUUAUUAAGGACAAAUUGAUUAAUGAUAUCCAAAAUCUGUCAUGUGGGAGAUGCUUGAUUUGUUACAUGAUAAAGCAUAAUGUUCAAAAUUUUGACAAUAGGGUACUAAGUUAAAAUGAUGCACUUUUGCUUUUAUUUAUUCAUUUACGUAUUUAUUUUAUUAUGAGGAAGGAUAAAAGGCGAGAGGCUCUUUUUUUACGAGAAAGCAAGCUAUCAAACUGUUAUAGAUUCUUCUCAAAUUGUGGCAAUGAGUAGAAAAAGAGAAACGAAAAGAAAGAUGAGUCUCCACGGACUGUUUUGAUUGUUUUUGUUUUGUUUUGUUUUUGUUUUUUUUUAAGGGGGCAAAUUGUUUGAUAAGUAGGCACGUUUUCUUGCAGGCUUCUGCCACUGGUCAAGACUUGUACAAUGUCAUCACUGAACAUCUUGGUCUUACAGAAACCAUAUUCUUUGGACUUAUGAUCAUAAAAGGUGAUUAAUAAAACGAAGUGUGCGCUUGAGUAGUAACAACAGACUUGUCAUAGCUCAGUUUAAAAUUCCGCGCAACGAACUGAAGAGAUACUGAGUACUAUCAGAAACUCAUAAGGAGUUGAAACGUGUAACUCGCGUUCAGUUGCUCGUGAAUAUUCACUUUUACCAUAUCUGGAAACCUUAGCGACAGAUAUCCAUUUUCAACAAAAUGGCUGCCGCGUGAUCACAAAAAGUACUAUUUGAAUCUUUGUUCGAAUGCUUGAACUUAAAUUCUUUAACCGACAAAGUUACCCCAGAAAGGGCAUUAUUUUUCUGAUCACAAAUCAGAAAAGUGUGUUUGGUUAUUAACCAUUGUCCGAGCUUUCAAAGUUCAUCUUCUAUUCCAAAGAUUGUAAAAACACAGUAUCGAUCGUUGACCGCCAAGAUUAUUUUAAAUUGUGCAAAAGCAGCUUAAACGUGACGUCACUCCUUCAAUAUUUAGGCAAGGACCGGAAGUAAUUGUUCUCCAGCCACCCUUCAAUUCCUCAAGUAGAGAGUUUAAGAUACUAUGACAGCUGCAGCGGUGAAAACGUCGCAUAAAAGUAAAAUUUGUAUUCCCUGAAAAGCGGUGAGGCUCUCAUUACUGUUCAUCACGUCUCUAGUGACUACUGCGAGUCACUUACUUCUCAUUCAUUACAAAAUGUUGGCUUCGGGAAAGGGUAGUUGGGCAGUUUUACUGAAAUCUAAACCAAUCCAAAGAUUCUCAGAGUUAUGGGCUUAAAAAUUGUAACAUAUUUACUGCUUUGUGACAGAUGGAGAACACGAGUUCUUGGACUUCAGCGAAAAACUAUCGAAACUUGCAAAGUUUGCUCCACAUCUCUGGAAAGACGAUGUUAGUAUUUCGUCAUUUAUUCUGUUUUUAACCCUACAACAAAGUUGCGCCACAGCGAGUAUUAGGCUGAUUUAGUAACAGAUCACGACAGAACGGGAACGUUAGUUGACAACAGAGCGCGCAAAUUACACAACUGGUUUGACCAAUAGCAGAGCGGCAAAUUGGGGACGGGAAGUCGCGUUUAGUCCUUUCCGCAGGCUUUCCCGUUGUCAACUGAUGUUCCCGUCCUGUUGUUAAAUCUGUCUAUUAUUUAGUUACGUACUAGGUAAGCUUGUUAAGAACUUAGAAAUAUUUUGAAUGGGUAAUGAAGCAGUUAUUAAAUUGUUGUGUAGUGUACCUUCAACUGAUAAACAUUUCUUGUUCUUAGUUAUUGAUAGUGUUCUUUUCUGUACAGGUUUCGUGCAAUUCAUCGCUGGUUUUUACGAUCUUCUUCCGUGUGAAGUAUUACGUGGAGAACAUUUGUCUUUUACAGUAAGUUUCCAAGAAUUAAAAGUUUUCACUUUCAUUAAUAAAAGUGUUUUUGUUUGUUUGAAUGAUUAUUUCAUCUUAAAGUAGUUAAUAUGUUGCGUUUUUUUUUGCGUUAGACAACAGUGUACUCGGCACUUGUACUACCUUCAGUUACGAAAGGAUGUCUUAGAAGGAGGGAUUUAUGUCCACGAGGAAACAGCGAUGCUUUUAGCUUCCUACGCUCUACAAGCGGAAGUAGGAGAUUACAAUCAGACCCUGCAUGGAUCCGACUACUUCGUUCCUGAGCACUAUCUUCCCCAGAGAGUAAGCAACCUUAUAGUACAGUGAAAUAGAGUUAAAAAAGCCGAACAUACCGUAUUAAUUCGAACAAGCAACCACCCCACCUUCUCCCUCUCCCACUCAUACUCAAGUAAGCUCCCACCCACCCUCCCUUACUCCUGAGGAGAACCUGCAAUAUUAUGAGGCAAUCGGAAUUUUUCUGUGUUAUAGUUUUUGCAUGUACGAGGAAAACGGGGAAAGUGGUAGGAUCUCUUGUUAUUUUUAAAGGUCGGCAUUAUCAAGAAAUGUACGUUGUUCAACGAAUCCGCGUGCGCGUCUGUUCUCGUAGAUUAUAGAGGGCUAUUUAAAGGGCGUUGUCCACGUGUCACGGGUUUCAACUGAUCAGACUUUUCAAAGAGAGAGUAUUUUGGACAAAUUAAGACAUGUUAGAGGAAAAGCAGCAAUUGAACGACAGAAAUGUUUUUGGGAAGAGAAAAAAUUACAGUUGGUAAGACUUUCAAUUACUUGCUCAAAUGUAUCUGAAAUCGUAUUAAUCGUGUAAACGAUUACCAUUGACAAUCGAUACUCACAACUCUUUCGAUCUUUAAGUUUCAUCACUCAAUUUCCGAUGUCAAUAGAUUCAGUAAUUACUAUGGAUUAAUUUCAUCGAUAUCGGGGCACGCCCGAUACCACGACCACGACGGAAACGAGAAAAUAAAUGAAAAGCAACAUGUUUUGUAAGCAAAACAAGAACUCUGAACGUGCAGCACACUCAGUUUAUGGCAGAUUUCUUUACACACGUUGUCAAUCUCUAAGAUCGUCUUUCAUCAAAAGCGAUCGCCGAGACUUCGAUUUCGUCUGAAAUACCCAUUUUAAGGGACUUCUCAUUUAUAGCAAACUAUUUACUAUUUUCGACCCGACGAAUUUCCUUCUCAGAUAGCGAUAGACUGUUCACAGUCCCCUAUUUUCCCGUGAGAUCGUCGAGAUAUCAGCGCGUCCUACCAUUAAUGGAGGCCAUUUUGAUCUUCAAAUAUACUGAAGGGGGCGAGCCGUAACACAAAGCGCUCGAUCUCGACGAUCUUUACAUUUAAGUGUUGUGAGACAAAGGAGAUCUUAAGGAUUUGUCCACCUUUGUAAAACGUAAAAAAAGCGGGGGGGCUGAUAUCUUGAUACUCGCUUGUCUUAUUUUCAAGGCAAUCGCCAAACUGACAGCAUCUUCCAUCAAGAAACAACUUCCAUCAAUGCACAAGACUCAUACGGGUCUCAGUGAUGCUCAGGCUGAGAUAGAGUAUUUGAAGGUUAGUAUGCCUUAUUCCAGCGACGGAAAGGUGGGUAAACAUUUGGCAGUUUAGUUUACUUAGCAUGCAAAAAGAGCCGCAUUCCUUUGCUCCACGCUGGACCUUCAUCAGUCGAGAGCGAAACCAAGAGUAGUACAUGCGUAGUUUGCAAAGGAAGCCCGGACGCUCUAUUCCUUUUGUACUAUUACAAAAUAUAUAUGAAAAAAAAAAGAUUUACCUCUGCGUCUUUGUCUGUGUUUUGCCGUUUUGGAAGGAAUUUGCAUUAAAGCGAAGACAGUUUCUCCGUUAGAUUUCAAAACAUAAUCGCUUCAGACGCGUGAGAACCUGGAGACGACAUUUUAAAACGUCUCAAUUUCCAAUUAUUAUGUAACCUAACACUUCUUCUCCGUGAGAUUUUUAAGUAUUAACUAUUAAAAUAGUUAAUACUUGACGGUUCUGAAGAGUCUGAAGCGACUGUGUUUUGAAGAUAGCCUGUCUACAGACGUUUUUCCUAGUUUAUUUUCUGUGUUUUUCGCGACGUAUUUUGACAAUUUUUAAGAAGCUGAAAGGGCCUGUAAACAGGUUAACGAAGAAAAUGUAAAUGCAUUCCAAAACGGCAAAAGUCAGAUAGACGCACAGGUAAAUCAUUUCUGUUUUAUUAUCAGUAACCUUCCAAACCUUUUGAUAGCUAUAAAGCGUCCGGGAUUCCUGUAUACUUUGAUUUAGUAUAAUGUCGAUAAACAGGAAGUCAAGAUGGAUUCUGGAGAAUUAAGGAUAGGAAGGAAAAUCAAUUGAGUGAAGUAGAAACCGUAAUGUGGACUAAGCCUUCCGUACUUUAUUUUUUGUCCCUCGAAAAAUAUUGUUACUACCUAAUAUUUAUCAUUUUGAUUUCAGGAAUUUUUUGGGUAACCAAUCUGAAGUAUACGAAUGCUGGCCGUCUGAAAACUGUGAAAUACCAUGAAGACAUGGUUCUUGUCUUAAUAUCCCGGGGUUGUGGAGGGGGGGGGGGGGGGGGGGGGGGGGGGGGGGGGGACCAUAAUGGUCUAUACGGGGAGGCUCUUCCAGGAUGGAGUACCUUUGUCAGGCUUCAUACACUUUUCGAGAUUCUGUAAAUAAAUUAACUAUUCCACAGCCACGCACUAAUUAUCUCCGUAAUAGUUUACGCUACAGUGGUGCUGUUUUGUGGAAUAGUCUUCCUGAAACUUUAAGGCAAGCAGAAUCCCUACUUAAUUCUAAGUCACUUUUGCACAGUUAUUAUAAUAUCAAGUAAGGCACGCCAUUCAUGGAAAACCGGCUUUUUUUUCGUAUAUACUUAACUGAAUAAUUUUAAUACUCUAUUUAGCGAAACCCAGUAAAUGUAAUUACAGUUUUUUAAAUUUUUUAUAUUUCAUGCCUGAUGAAUCUGUACAACCGUGCGUGCAUAUAUAAAUAUUCCUUACUUCCUUACUUCCUUACCUCUGGGGGGAGCCUCCCCAUAUAAAACUUUGUUGAGUACCCCCCGGGGCUAACUAUAUGACGAAAGGAGAAACUGCUAUUCGCGUCUGUUUCCUUGUUAGGGCCAAAGAGGAAUGCAGCAGAGUUUCCUUUCUCUCUAACGUUUUCUUUGGCGAUAUUCAGAAAUUCUAGUGCAAACCCAGUUCGCUUUAACUAUUAGCCGCUAUGUUCGGUUAAACUUCUGUUCAUUGUAAACAAAGUUUAAUCAAACAAACUUUCCUUGCGCUUAACCAUUUUUCAGGAAGCACAGAAACUACAGGAAUAUGGGAUUAUCUUCAACAAGGUGUCCAAGGUAACAGGAAGAUUUCUUUUGAUGCUCACUUAAAUUAAAAACUAGCUUAAUAGAACCCUCUUUAGGAAAUCCAACCAAUUUCUUAUAACUGCGGUAAUGAGAAUGGUUUAUAGAGUGACUCACAAUUCUUUACUAAUGGAAAGAUUUCUGAAGAUGAUGUGAACUGCGGAAAUGCAAAUUUUUAAACGAAGAUAUGAUCGUCGCAGUGGUUAUUGCAAUUUACGCAAUUACAAAUAAACCUGAAAAAGAAUUCGGGACUUCCACGGGAUUCGAACCCAUGGCCUCUGCGUUAGCGCUGCAUUGCUCUACCAUUUUAGCAUUGCGUCGUUUAAGCUUACAUGGCUUAAUUAAAGUGUAAGUAUAGGUAAUAGCAUGAUUAGUAGUUAUAUUUGGCAUAAAUAAAUGCCAAAUAUCACGUACAAAUCAUGCUAUUAUUUGUUUAUACUACUACCCACAAAAGGUUUGUAAUUUUCACAUGUAGGUAUUUCAAAUUAAGCUGAAAUACCACUGCUUUAAGCCAAUCAAAUUGCAGAAAUUUCUCAUGUAGUAGUAUAAGGGUUGUAAUUUCUGUAAAUAGCUUUAGUUUUAGAUUCUGCUUUUAGCCAUUUUGUAGAUCUAUUUAUAGAUAGUAUUUUAAUAGUAGUAAUGUAUAGGUUACUAUUUUAUUUUUUCAUUUUUUUUGUUUGGGCACACGUACACGUUCUAACGAGAACUUUGGAGCUCCUGGGUGUUACGUGUCUAAAUAAAGGAUUUGAUUUGAUUUGAUUUGAUGAAGACCCACACAUUGGGAGCAGGCCAAUUUGUUAAGUUCAUCUUAAGCCGGGAAAGGAAUGAAAAACUCUCAAAGCUAAUUUAAGUUAAUCAAUGCUUUAAACUUGUGUACUUCACUGAUUCUUCCGAUAUGUGUUAGCAGGCCUGGUGAAGUAGGGAUAAUUUGAACGAUAAAGGCGUUAUUAUGUAUACUUCCAAAUUCUUCUUGGCGCUCUUUAAACUCCAAACGGUAUGCGAUUGAUGCUCAAAACCCAGUGUACUAUGUUUUUUGCAGUACAAAAAAGACAAGAGAGGAGGUUUUAGUUUAGGAAUAAGUGUACGAGGUCUUAUUGUCUACGAGGUAGGUUUAUCCUAUUUUUUGUCAUCUAAUUCGUAAUAACGGAUAAAAAAUUAUAGGCAAGCAAUUUCCACCCCUCCCCCCUACCACCAUCCCCCCAAAUUUACUAAGUACUUAGUGUGGCAGGUGUCUGAAAGUCAAAAACACUAUCAAUUGGAAACACUCAGGAUCAAAACUUUUCCUUUAACCCGCGUAGCAGUCGUUCCAGUUUCCUUUGUAUAUGGAGCCAAGCGGAAGAAACAAGGCGUGCUUACCCCACUUGGUCUAAAGGAAACGGAGACGACUGCUACGCAUGCUUCCGUUUUCGUCAAAAUCGCCACUUUCAAAAAGGGUCUCUUUGCCUCCUCAUUUGACUUGUAGGUAAGGCUUUGGGGAUUUUUCGCCAAAAUCAACAUUUUCGUCAAAAUCGCCACUUUUAAAGGGCCUCAUGCCAUCUCAAACCUUGUUUUGUUACAUGUUCGCGUUUUGUUAUUACCAUUCAUUGUUUUGUUGCAAAAUAAACAUACUGAACUUACUGAAAAUGGUGAAAAUUUAAUAAGCGCCCAGCCUCGAAUAAGCGCCCCACUCUCAAAGUCCAAAAAUGUAAUAAGCGCCCAGGGCGGUUAAUCGAAUAAAUAGGGUAAGUGAACAAUAAUGGGAAGUAAACAGUCUAUGUAACUUGGACUAUCCCUCGUAUCAUUUCCCAGAAGGAUUAAGGCAUGUAUUGUUAAUAACCAGUAUAAUUGUGUUUGUCCUCCUCAUAUUUACUGAUAACACAAUAUUCUCGUAUGUUUAAGGAAAGAGGGAUCGUUAAGAGCCCAACAUUUCGUCAUCCGUGGCAGAACAUCAAAAGAAUGGCUUUCCACGUUAGUACAUUUAUUCAUUUAUUUGUAUUUUUGGACCUGAAUGUCUUAGUUUAGUAACUACUUAACGUAUCUACGUUACCUAAAGGUUGUUUUUGUUAUUUUACUUUUCGUCGAUAGUUGUCUAAUAAGGUUUUGUCUCAUUCGAACAUAUGUUUGAAGGUCAAGCUCAGUAACUGCCCCCUGCAAUGUACUGACCACCGGCUCGGAGACUGGGUCUGGUGAUGUCACUUCCGGAAUUGCGGAAACGAAGCUUGCGCGUUUGAUUGGCGCAUUUGCUGUUUCAACAGACCUUAAUCACGACGCCGGAGCGACGCGCUUAAGGAGCGAUGGAACAAAAGCAACGUCAGGGGGCAAAUUAAACGAGUGACAACAUCUACCGAUAAACUAAAAAUUGUGGUCGAGUUUGUUAAAUCUAGACAACUGAGAAAAUGAAGAACUUUUCAUCUUAAAGACGAUGAUGGCAAGUUAUGAGUGGAAGUGAUUAACCUAACCCAACUAACUCGACUAACUCGUUGACUAACCCAACUAACUCGUCGUCUUGUUUUGAUACAAGACCGCGAUUACACAUACUGGCAAAUUUUAUCGCUUGUUACGCCCUCCCCACGAAAUACCACGUGACAUUGCUUUUAUGCCUUUAACAGUGUCGGAUCCAGACGUUGAGAUAAGGGGAGGGGGGGGGGGUUUUCCAGACUCAGGGAUAAGAGGGGAACCCGGUCUCCAAAAAAUUAAUUUCGGCCCCCCGUUUGGUCUAAAAAUAAGGGGGCCCGGGCCCCCAGGCCCCUCCCCUGGAUCCGCCACUGAUUAAUCCGAAAGCGGGAACAAAAAUGGCGGGUAUCGUGAAUAAGGUCUUCUAUGUUGUGUUCAAUGAUUAAAUCAAUCUAAUAUUAUUCAUGCAGUUUACAGUCAAUAAUAAAUCGCUUCCAUAAAAUUAGCGUAUAUACUCUUCACCAUUUCGUCCUCGAAACAGGUCUAUUGUUAUGGGCAAUGUCUUGUGACGAGGUUAAUUCUCGUUAUUUUCCUUAGCGGAGACGUUUUUAUAUCGAAGCGCACGGUGAUCCUGAGACGUCCAAGAUGGUCCUGUACACAUGCAGCUACAAGAAGUAAGUCUACGAGAAUUCAGCAAAACAUUUUGAUACCGAGGACGCUGUUGUACCUGAUUUUUCUUGCAGUCGUUUGUACUGUUAACAGAGUAGUUAUCAGUGUAGUUGGAGUUUUGGCUUCAACUUUUUUUGCCAGGAGUACAUUAAUUUGCCGCGAAAAUGGAUCAGUACUACAGGGUUCAGUUCCAUAAAAGCCAAUUUGCGACAACGUAAAAAGCUAAUUUCUGCAAGACUCCGCAAAGUUUUUCUGGCGUUCGCUUUAAAGAAAAAAAAAAUAAUAAAAAAGGGCUGCACCCAAUGGCAACUUAGGUGAAUAGGACUGGCAAUUUUUUCCACCAGAAUAAUAAGACUCUAUUGGCUUUACUGCGUCAGCCUCUUGCUGAGCUUACUAAGUUUCUUUGUUUUACAUUCUUGGUCGUUUUUGAUAGGUCGAGAUAUUUGCUUAAAAUGUGUACGUCGUUCUACAAGUUUCAAAUGAUGAUGGGAAUGAAGUUGACCAGUCUAAAGGAAUAUCCCAGAGAUGGAGGUAAACACUGAUACCUUGAUCACUCUGCAGUUAACACUAUUUUAUAUUGACGAUCAUGACAUGACUAUCUCGUCUCCUUGCUUGAUGAUUUGGAUUGGUUCUAGUUCCAUUUACUCCAUGCUUAUUAAGCCAAUAUUAUUGAGUAGCUUAGGAAAACAAAAUAUUAAACUGAGAUUCGACGUUGAUAUUUGCAAGGCCUCUAGGACUAAAAUUACAGUACACGUUGAGGUUGUUCACGCAACGCCAUCAGAUCUUGUGGGCGAUGUUGGGAUUAUGUCACGUGAUUAAAAAUGGCUGCCAUAUAGGAUCCUCCAAGUUCGAUUCUCAUCAUAACGGAAAAUAACUAUAAGCUAUAAAAAUAUUGAGCAAAAUAAAAAGGAAUAUUCUAAACCCACCUUAAAACAUCUGCCUUUAGAAAUUUAUGUUUGCAACAUCAGUUUAAAACUCAACAUUUAGGCCAGCCUAACUUGCUAUCCUUUGCUAGGGAAAAUUAUAUGAUUUUGACCAAACACUUUCAAAUUUCAGAUUCCAACGCUUGCGGAGAAAAGUUUUUACUAGUGGACAUUGCUCAAAGAGUUUUCAAGUUAUAAAGUUUCAAACUCAGCCGUGUGGUUACACCUCGCACUCCUGAUCUGUUAGAAGGGAGCUUAAGCAACAACGACUGCGACGGCUAUGAAAAUGUCACUCACACUAAGUGAAUUCGCGCUGCUUCAAACUUUAUCGCUCUCAUGCCAUCUAGUUCAAUUGGUCAAAUGUAGACAAAUUUUUCUGGAGUUGAAUUCUAAAAGACUGAAAAGAAAAGAAAUGUGUUAAUGUCUUGUGUUCUCGUCCUCCAGAAAAACGUGCACGUCGUAGUCGAGCAGUGACGAAAGAAAUGUAAAAAAAAAAAAAGCGUGAUGCACGUACAAAGUCGUUGUUUUGCCAAACGUUUUGUUUGUUUUUGAAGUUCUCGUUGCCGUCGUCGUCGUCGUUGCUGAAGCUCCCUGGUGUUAAAAGAAUUGUGCUCGCGUCUUGAACUCUUAAUUUUACUCCUCAACUUCACAGCUGUUAGGAUGAACGGUGUUGUCAAGACAGACGAAACGGACUCUGUUGCAAGCAUGCCAGUUUCGACAGCAGAGAAACCUGGGCACGAGUCAGCGGUCAUACAGCCGCAAGGAAUUGGUCCUGCGAUACAUCUGAAUGGCUCUUCUGUCCCAGUGCCAGAGGAUCAACCGGUCCAGGUCGGUCCUUUUAAGGAUAACUCCGUGAAUCAUUCAAUAUUUGCAUUGGAAAGUUUUGUCAUUUCUCUGCUCUGAAUCGUUUUACAAACCUUUGGUUAAACAAUGCUAACCAAAUUUUCUCCGAAUUAAAGCGUUUCUCCAAAUUCAACGCGAUAUUGGCGAGAUAAUGCUCGUCAAAAUAAUAAUUGUUAUUGAUAUUCUAUUCUCAUAAACGAACAUUCACCAAAGGAAAAUGAAACUUCAUUCGCACUAAAGAAUGUUGUUGUCGAUAAAACGCUGUAGAAAUUGACCUUAAGGGUUGUUCUUCUUGAUGCAAAAAUCACGGAUUUAAUGACUAUACCACAAAGUUAAAGGUUUGCUUCCUUGGCUAAACUGUUUAGGCAUGAAUUAAUCUUAUGAAUAUUAUUUUCACGUUAGUAAAAAUUUCUUUCCCGGUAAUAAAGACCACCACUCCCUCUCCCCCCCCCCCCCCCCCCCCCCCCCCCCCAAACAGGAAAAAAAUUGCGUUUGACCUGGGGGGGGGGAGGCAAGGGCACCAACCAAAAACUGUUUUAUUUAUAAAGAGAAUUGGGGCCCUUGAAAAAAAUUAAAACAAAAAAAAUUUAAUUUUUUAUUUAUAUUAUUAAAAUUUUUUUACACUAUUUUUUAUAUUUUUUUAGUUUUUUUUUUUUUUAUUUUUUUUUACCCCCCCCCCCCCCCCUUCCCCCAGCCAAAAGGAGAAAAAAUUUGCGUUGACACUGGGGAGAGUGAAGCAUGCGCACAACACAGAUACUGUUUAAUUUAUAAGGAGAAUUGGCCGCAUUGAACAAAUUUAAAAGUUAAAACUUUACAUUUGUAAUUCAUAAUUACUAAUCUAUUGGCCAAUUAUUCUCAAGUUUAUAGAAUUUCUUAUUUUCUAGAUUUUCUAGUCAAUGAAACUUACUCUUGCACUUUCCAUCCAAUCUAAAUCAGGUCAGUGUUCAUCCAGUUCAGCUACAGAAAGUCGAGGGAAGUCUGGGUCUUAAUAUAAUCGUGAGUACACAGCAUCUGGUAAAAUAAUAUGAAGUCCUGAAUGUUUUCCCAGUAAAUAAAUGUGUAUAAAAUAUAUAUUAAAAAGCAUUAAUUUUGUAAAGGUCUGCGUGUUAAGGCUCCUUUGAAAGUGAACAUACUUAUUAUAUGGUCGAGUUUAGUUUCAUUGAAACUUUUUUGCCCCCUUCUCAUUAUGAGCACUGGGAUUCAGACGCUUAUAUCAACGUUCAAUCUGCAGGGUGGCAUAGAGUUGGGAGGAAUUUACGUGAAGACGAUGGCCCCAGAAGGACCAGCCGCUCUCAGCGGAAAAAUCAAUAUAGGUGCGUUAACAAAAUCAAUAUUUUCUUCUUCUUCUUCUUCUUCUUCUUCUAAUUAUUAUUAUUCGCUAAAAUUAUUAUUAUUAUUAUGUAGAAAUAUCUAAUCAACCUUCUCCCCAGAGGUUUCCCUUUAUUCAAUAGGAGAGGGUUCUCUAAAAGCCUUGGGAUCGAGGUUGAAAUGCUACCUCGUUAAUCGACGACUACACUGCAACUUUGCAAUGCUUAAAACUAGAUAGCGCUCCAAGCCCCUUGCGGGGCUCUUACAGAUGAUCUGGGUGAUCAACCGUUCUGACACCUAGGUGGUUAGGCCAGAUGGAUUAUUAAAUUCUGAGGACACUUCCUUUGCCUCGUCCAAUUUUCUGACAGUUCUUGUUUGAUGAGAGCCGAGCCUGCAAACUCUGAGGGAGCUGAGUCUUGAGCCAAAAAUUAGGCAGCCCAAGUUUUUGUUAUGUAUUUCAGUCUUACUCGUAGGUUAUAAAUUAUUUCAAUAUCGAAGGUGACUUUUGGUGAAUUUCGUCUUAGGUGAUAGAAUUUUGGAAAUCAACGGUCACAGUCUCGAGGGAUUAUCAAGACAAGAGGUAAAAUACUUUGAGACUCCACAGGUUGAUGUAGAAGCUUACAAUUCCUCUAUUUAAAUACACUUGUCAGGGGGCGGAUCCAGGCUUUUUUUUUUUAGCGGGGGUGCACCACUGAGGAAUAGUGUAACUGACUGAUGACGUAAACAAAUUUUAAAAGCGAUUACGAAGAAGGCUUUUGACUAGGCAAUAACAUAAUGCGAACUGCUGAGAAUACAAACAUAUCAUACAUAUCUGCAUAUUUUGCGGAAUACCAGUUGUAUUAGAAAACCGCAGGUCAUUUUGGGGGAGGGGGGGCGCAACCCCUGCACCCUCCACUAGAUCCGCCCUGCUUUUGCAAAAUGCCUAGUAGCGGAAGUUGUUUGAAAUUUUGGCCCCGUCCACAAGAAUACAGGCAGGAUUUCACAAAUUGCAAGUCUGUCGCAUCAAACAUAAAAAAAAAAAGAAAAAGUAGGAGAGCGGGUAAAAAAGAUGCGGUCUCGGUGAGUGGGUGGAGUGGCUGGUUUCGUGUAGAUAGAGGACCGAUUCGUGUCGGAAAAUAUGAGAUUUCAAAAAAAUCCGCGUUCGUGUGGACGGCACAUUGCAGACCGGAAUGUUGCUGGUAAACCUGUCAGUUGUGGAUGGUUAUAUUUACCAAUUACGAGACGUACGGUUAUAGUUGUUCAUUGGUUGUCUUUGCCUCAUUCCUUUACUUCUUGCCAAAGAAAUGUUUGGCUAUGGUUGUUCACUAGUUGUCUUUGUCACAUUCCUUUACCUCUGUAGGCGGUUAACAUUCUGCGGACAGCUCCUUACGUUUGCACUUUGUUGAUCGAAAGCUGUGUUGCCGCCCCAGCCACGCCGAACGGAAAGCCGGCAAUGCCAGGAACCCAGGCUGCUUCAGCCUUUUAUCAGCCGAAUAGACAGCAGCAGAUGCAGUCCAUGAUGCAACGACAACCCUCUGUAGAGUCGCAGUACUCCUCAAUGCAGCAGCAGUUCGUUCCAAGUCAAAGUCAGCAGAUUGAAGACAUAGUUACCGUGAGUAACAGUACGACUAGCUUAGACCAAACAAAACGACUUAAUGAGGAGGGAACGGUAGUUCAACCCUUCAGGGGGAAUACUGCUUUUGUUUCCGCUCAGAUCAGGGCAAGGGCAAUGAAAAAGAAAUUGGCAAUGGGAGACAAAGCUUCCCUCGAGGCUGCAGCUGUGACUGACAGCAGGGAAGACCGUUGGGAUGGUUUGCCAAGGGAGGGAGAAACACGUAAGGGAGAGGAAGCCAACGUGAUUAUUGUGGAACAGAGCAGCCCCACAUCGCUAGCAAACCAGAGGAAAAACAGUGUAGAGGAACCCUUGAUAGAUGAAAAUUCACAAUUACUGAGUACACCUGAACAAAAAGGCGGGGCAGUUAAUGAUGAUUCAAAUGUGGCUGGCUUUUUCAGAAAGAUUCAAUCGUUUCUAUUUUCUCCCAGCCCGCCAAAAGUAAAAAAUUCUGAAGAGUCAGAAUCUUCUUGCUGUGAAAGCGACUUUGAUUCCGAGUUUAGUGAAAUGACUUCGGAGUCUUUUAACGUGGGGGAGAUCGAAGCCAUAAGGGAUGAACUUGAAACUUUGUUGUUAAGUGGCCCCCAAGCCCCAGAAUUAUUCAUUCGCGACAAGUCUUUUAUUGAAAAGCCCUCGACGUCUGCGGAAGUAAUGACUCCGCAGGAACCAUUCCAGGAUUCCCCACCCUUAGUACAAGAGGCUCUAACUUUGAGCAUGCCAGAAGCAAAGGAAGUGACACAUAAAAAUAACGGGGUAGAGGAGAAUGAGGAAAGUUCCAUCGAAUUAAUUGAAACUGGGGACAAUACGCCAUUUUUAGCUGAAGGAGGAACUGAAAUUCACGUUGAUGAAGGGAAAGAUCAAGUAGUAAAUACUAGCGAGGACAACAAAGAUGGUAUUAGAGAUGCUGAUGAAAAAAGGUCCCUAAUCUAUAGAGCAACUAGCUUCUUUAAGACCAAGAAGGAAACUACUGUUUAGAAACUGACUUAACGGCCAAUAAGUAUGGAUGUAGUCAACUCAGUUUAUUGUUAGAGGAGAUUUUUGGGUAGAAACCCAAUCAUUUUAGAUCAGUCAGUUUUUAAUAACUCAAUAUAAAUUGCGCCUGGUCAGGCAUGAACUCAGGAGAGAGCUAAGGGUACAAAAAGCUUAAAAUUUAGCGAGCAAAGGAUGAGAAAUUUUAUAAACAUAUCGGAGGGGAUGACAUGUUUUCUUUACCUUCACGUCAUGAUACCUAUUUAUAACAUUGGUAUGCUUGUGUAUUGUACAUUGUACUUGCGUGUGACUGAUAUACUCUAGGCAGUCAGAAGUCAUGUGCUUAGGUUUUACCUCACGGAACUUUGUGGAGUAAUACGCAGUAAUAAGAGUUUGAAAACGGUCAUCAACUUUGACCGUUUGAGUUUCAUAUAGACAUGAUACUCAGAAUGCCGAUUAUAACAUAUUAAUUAAAUUUGUCGAGUACUAAAUAACUUAAAAUAAUUGGAGUCCAGUAUUUGGAGUUCUUUUAAAGGUUUUCCUUGUUUUUAAUGGACACUGUACUUCAAAGCUGGGGUCAAUUUAAUAAAGCUUUUACAAAUUUAACUUACUAGUAUAGCUUUUGUUUUAUGGUUCAAAACAAUAGCCACAAGUGAAAAUUACACUUGCAGGAGUAUUAUUGAAUUGACCCCCGUUGAAUAAAUGAAGUAAUCCCAGUUCACUGUAUCGUAUCAACCAUGCUUGAAAACAAAGAAAAACUAAUGUUAUUUGUGCAACAAUAUCGAGUGUGACAGUAGAAAAAAAAUCAGUCCUUUGGGUAGACAGCUGAAUUGAGUAGUUUCUAGAUUCUGAAUAUUAAUGCAAAAAGGAUUGAGAAAUUUAGAAAUUAGGCUAUUACUUAAGCAUAACUUGACAUAGUAAAAUAAACUUCGUGUACCACUAAAACGAACUUCUGUUUUGCAUUAUAUUUCGUGUAAAUUAACAUGAAUUUGUCAGAUUUGGAUUUGGAUUUCGACUAGCCCGACUCCAUUACAGUAACUUCAAUGAACACGGAGGCAAUCAAUAGUAAUGGCUGCGGGCAUUUGUGAAACUCCUAACCAUUCAUUGACAUUUCAUUAAGCCAGCACGUUUGACCUCUAACAAAACAAUUUAAACUUCCCCUCUCGUCUGCAAGUAAAUUAGCUUCCAAAGACUUUGUCAGGCUCUGCCAAAAUUGGAUGACGUUAUCACAUGCGUUAUAUUCUAAGGCGAUAUUGUUAGUUUAUCUAGCGCCAAUCAUUUUUAACCCACUUUGACGCAUUUCUUUAGCAGGUGCGAGGAGAUUACUGAAAUGUCGCAACAGUAAAUUCUAAAUAAGAGUCAGUGACGCAAGCUCUGUAUUAUUAAUUUUAUCUUUAUUUGUUGCAAACACACGAAGACACAAUAAACCAAACAUUAAUAAAUACUUAUGUACAUAAAAAUAAAUAAGCAAAAAAAUCAUGAAAAUAUACAUUCCGUGUUGAAAAUAAGGGAGGGUUGAAGUUUUUUACAAAGGGCGUGAAAUUUCGGUUGACUGCAAAAUAUUAAUCUGUAAAUUAUUUCAUUAAUCGCGGUCAUACUUUUUGUCCAACUUUGUAAAACUAGACUAAUGUGAAUAUUUUUUUCAGGAGUAUAUUCCUAUUGAAAUUCCUAAACUCAACGGAAGUUUCGGCCUUAAUGUAACGGUAAGGUUGACUUGAAAUUCUGGAGAUACGACAUUAGUAGGCUCUGAUAUUUCACCUUCGUUAUACAAAAAUAAAAAUCAUGCUUUUAAAAACUAACUUUUUGACUUGAACUAAGAAAUUACUAGGUGUUUCUUAUAGCUAUGUUACUCUUCAAAGGAAACUUUUUCUCUUGAUAUUGACUUGAUUCAGAAAUUAGCAUUUUUGAAAGCAAAACUUUGUCCAAAAAGAGAGUAAAGUGCUUCUUGUCUCUACUGAACCAAUCCUUGUAAAAAUAACAUUACAGUGGAACCUCGAUAUAACGAAGUGCCAAGGGGCUGGCAAAAUUUAAACGUUAUAACGAGCUUUCGUUAUAGCGAGGUUCUUUUCAAUAUAUUUUACUAUUACGGGGGUAAAGAAAAUCGUUAGUUAAAAAGAGGACUUCGUUAUAUAGAGGGUCCACUAUAGAUAAAAAAAAAAACAACAACAAAAAAACGGUCUCUUACGAAUUUACGUUUUCAAAAAUGUAAGCGAACAAUAUGUAAUCAUGUCAGUUCUCUCCACAAAUCUCAGAAAGUAGCUAUUCUAAUAAUUCAGGAAUUAGCAAUUCUGAGGGUCUUUCUUUCGGAAGGCGCCACAAUCAUUUUCAUCCGAUUCAUAGGCCCUAAAAAGAAAACCACAACUAAGUUGUCGAAAAAAUCAUUAACUAUUUGUCACGGUGAGUCCAUUAGUCAAUCUAGAUAAAGGACAUUAGUUUGGUGCUGAGACAAACAUUGUUUCAUACCACGCCUCUGAGAGGCCGAGACUAAUAAUAAUCAUGAUUUUCGCCGAAACUUUCUACAAAUCUCAUAUCUUCAGAGCUCUUGGGAAUCUAAUGGCGAUUUCCUUUUAAACACAGGUGUUAUUAUACCGACUCUAAGUUUUGAAUAAUUUACAAAACGUGUUUUGAACUUAAUAAGAACCACGAAAACUUUAAAUUAGAUUUUCGCAAUGUACAACCAUUACGUUCGAGAGAUUUGUAGCUCACGGAAAUUCCCCAGAAUUUGUCACUUGAGCAUAGUUCUUGCUCUAAGAAGGAUUAAAUUCUUUCUUAUAUGUGAUAACUAAAAUGUUCUUAAUAUUGAAGUUGUGCAUUGUUAUUUUAGUGAAAUAUUGUUUUCCAGGAAAGUGUAGUUUGGAUAUUGAACAGCGGGGUUUCUCGAUGAACUCUUUAUUUCAAUUCUUUUUUUUUUUUCCUGCACGUCAUCAAUAAUUAAUAACUGGCGACAUUAAAAACAAAAAUAACCUUGAUUUUCGGUCCACAACAAUGUUGAAGAAAAAAAAAAAACCUGAGAGAGUUGGUAUAAUAACACGUCCGCGUCCUCCUUAAAAACGCUUCAUUUUUAACCAUUUAACUGUUUCGAUAUUAACGGUUCUUUAUUUCUGCACUAGCUUUAACUCGAAUCAUGGGCACAAUGCAAAACUUUCGUAAUAUUUUGCUUUCCAGUCGAAUAAUUUAGUUAAAUAGCUAAGGUUGUUUUGAUUCCUGUACAUGUCUUUCUUAUUCUUUCUAUAAUAUGUUAUAUAUGUUUUCUUUUUCAUUCUUAUUGUAUGCUCCUCUUUUUUCAAAUUUCAGGGAGGACCUGAACUCGAUGGCAUUUACGUGAAGUCUCUUCUUCCAGGAGGAGCCGCAGAAGCAUCGGGAAAAAUACACAAUGGUUUGAAACUUUUUUCUACUAAUUGAUUCAGUGAUUGAACAAAUGCUUACUUUCAAAUAGAUUGAAAAAGCACUACAUUCAUUGAAAAUGUGGAGGAAAAGUUCGAAAGUAAGCUAUAAAUUGACUGAGAAGUUUUACCUACCUCUUUCAUGAUCAACUGUGGGAAAGACAUUUACCAUGAUUGUUUCACUUCUUAGUGUAGCCUUAGGAACUUCCUCUGUUUUCGUAGCCUCAAACAGUUAAGAUUUGAACACUAAAAAAUUUAUUCUCAUAUUGCUGGUUAAUUAUAUUCCUACUCAACGAAGCUGAUUGGGUGAUUUUCAGUGCGAGGGGAAUUUGUUAUUUAUUUAACCAUCACAUUUUCAAUCAAAGUACCAAUCAGGUACAAUAGCGUUCUUCAAUCAUACGCUUGUUGUCUUUGAUUGGCCACGACAUUUUUGCAUAACGUAACAGAUGAUCUGUUGAUCUUACGAUCAUCUAUUCUUCAAGAGAAUCGCUGAAAAUAUUUUGAUCUCCCUUUUUGGUUGUUUCAAUAAGAUGUUGUAGUAAUACAUAAGCAAAGGCGAUAGUAUAUGAUUACAUAGUCCCUUUUCAGGUUUGUCAGACCGUUAUCCAUUAUUGACAAAGAUGUUAAUUGACUCUGCUAACUGACAAUUGAGAAGAGUACCUUAAAGCAACUAUUAAAAUGACUGACGUUAUAAUAUCUAACGUCAUUUAUAUUUUUAGGGUUAGGAGACAUUAUGCUUGUAUAAUGGCUGAAAAAUGCAUAUAACUGAUAGGCAUUCCAAUGGCAUUAUCGUAGACACAUUCCUUUAGUACGCACAAUUGGGGCCUUCAGAAAAACAGCUAUCAAGUAGAGAGCGGGGUCAGCAACUUUCAGUUUAUUACACACUGUAAUUUUCAGUACAAAGAUAAUUGUUUAGAGCUCGAGAGACGACAUGGUUGGGCAUAGUUUGUUGAGAGAUAUAAUUGUGUACGAUACAAUCGCCCUUUUACGUAAAGAGAAAGGAAAUGCCCUCUUGUUCAAUGGUUUAUUGAACAUGUCAUUAUUACUCUUUUACCAGGUGAUAGAAUAGUGGAAAUAAAUGGAGUUUCAAUGGAGGGCUUAAAUCGAAAACAGGUAGGAUAAAAAUGCCUAGUUUUACGGUAAAUCAUAUAUUAGUAAUCACACAGGUACACUGAAGAUGGCAGCGAAGCUUCAGAUGAAAAGAACUACCCUGAAUAUAAAUUUUGAUAAGAAUUACGAUGAUGAUGACGAGAAUGAAUAUUGCCACGUAAUUUUGGGUUGAUAACGAUUGACUUGUAAAUAUUUUUUGUAAAUUCAAACGCCUCGAUAUAAAUUGGAAUCCAAAAUGCAAUAAUUGAGUAUGUAAGGCCUGGUUCAGACGCCUUUUACUGUUCAUGUGCUGGACCUAACUGAAUAAGUUCGACUUUGGAGCUACUCUUGCGCGACAUCUAAAUCAGACGGCACACCGUGUGUCGAGCCUAAGUUAAGUUUGACAAAAGUUCGACAGACUCUGUCGAACGUUUGCCGCAGCAAACGCUUUCUCCGUACCAAAUUGAUUCAGACUCCGCUCUUUUGCCGUACUUAAAUCAUCAGUUAGGUUCGGCACAUGAGUGGAGAAGCGUCUGAACCGGGCCUAACGGUAAGUAAAUUCACAUCCAAUUUCUACGUGUUGGUUAAAAUAAUGGCAUCUGAAACUAAAACAUAAAUAUAUAUAUAAAUAAAAACACGUUUAAUUAAAUACCUAGUAGGUAUCCUGUGCCCAUUUGAAGUUCACCUGACACCAACCUUCUCGACUCUUGAAAGUAAGUAAGUGAAUAAAUAAAAAAGUUUCAACAUUUUGCGUACAGGCCGUUGAGUUGCUCAGACGUUCUGCUGCCACAGCUACACUAGUUAUUGAGCGCUAUAAGCAGCCAGAACCGGAAGGACCUUAUUUGGAAAAUGUUGAGGAUCUUUUAGCGAUAUCGGUAAGAUUGCCAAUUUUUAUACUAAAUCUACGAUAAAACGGGCAACAAAACCCUGCAACUUGUUUUGCAACAUUGCUGCAGAACGUGUUGAAAAGAAAUGUUGCACUUUUCAUCACCCAAGUUCAAACAAAUAAAGGUUGCUGCAAGUUGUGUGAUACUGACUUCUCAUUGGAUAAAAUUACACAGCAGUCACGCCAUACACGGGAGUGACGUCACUUGCUGCAAAACAAGUUUGCCUUAGCUUGGGCCUGUAAAACACGUAACAAGUACAGAUUUUGUUGCAAAAAGUAGAACUACUCUCUACUUUCUGCAACAACUUUUAGCUACCUCCAACAACCUGAUUUGUUGCAAGACAGGUUUGAAUCAAUUUGUGUGUUAAAACUCGCAACAUUGCUUUUCAACUCGUUUUGCAGUCACCUGCUACUAAAUUAACGCCAGCAUUGGCAGAUGCAGACGACUUUUUUUUGAGGGACAUUCGAGCUCGAGCUAACUGAGGGAAUUUCUUUUUAUAACUUUGACACAACUUAUUCAUAACCCUACGUAAUUAACUAGCUUACAAUAACGGCAUACAUAAAAAACGAUCUGAUCACCUCGUUCCUUGUGUGUAGCCAAAUUGCAUCCUUGUUGAACUACAGAAGAUGAACAAUUCGUUUGGAUUUAGUGUUGUGGUAAGUGUGUAUUCUUGUAAUGCUACAUAAGAUUUAAAUCAGAUUAUAUGAAAACAAGAGUGUCCGAAAACUGAAAUCGUAGUGUUUAUUAUAGGUCUAUCCAGACCUUAUUUAUUUUUUAUCAAUUCUAUUUACUGCUAUGAGUGUUAUCUGACACACCUCAAGCCAAAACUCCAUCCGCAAGGAAGACGGGCCGCCUUACACAAUACUGGGAAAGUGACUGGAACUCACUGCCAAUGGUGCCUAGGAAGAAGACUGGCUUAGUUUCUUUUGAAUGAAACUUCAUAGACAUCUUACGUAUACAGCGUAAUUUUUAUAUCGAUGUGUUAUUUGUAUGUGUAAUCAAAUGAUGACGAGUGAAAUUAGGGAAUAAUUUUCUAUUAGGAUUUGGACAAAACGCAAGUGAAAUUAUUUCCUAAUUUCACGAGUAUACCAUUUGAUUACCUUUUAAUAUCAUGGGUGACGAAUUACUUUAGCAAUCGAGGAUUUUUGACUUGUUUAUCCUGGAUCGAUCGAUCGUGAACUCCACUCUCUCUCCAACGUUUAGAGCUGAAAUUUGGCUUAAGUUUUCAAAAUCUUUCGAGAACAUACCUCUAAGAAUCCUUCUUGAUGUGCUCUUUCGUUUGUUCAGGUUUUCUAAAGCAUCUUUUUAUGCCCUGACAUCUUCAUUCAUGACAUUUUAAAACUUCGUCGCUAUCUUGAAACGGAGACGUACGGCAGGUUACCAUGGCAAUUUAGUAAUUUGACAAGUGAAAUUACAAAUUAACGUUGAAAUUUCACGCCAAAAUUAAGGAGUAAUUCGUCACCUAUGAUAUUAGUUUAUUAAUUACUUUAGUAGGGUCGGUUAUGUAACCGUUAUUACUUGGCAUUAAUGUUAUACCAUUUUAUUAUAUGGCUACAACAGUACGCGCGCUCUGAUUGACUGUUUUCUUGUAAUGACCGAGCAUUACUAGCUAGGUGUCCAAGGCAUAAUUAUACAAUCUGUGUUUAACUUGAUAGUGGACAUGCAUGUUAUGGUCAAUUGACAGCUGUCAAAAAAGCAUCUGCUGACCAGUGUCACAUGACUAUAUCGCGGGCUCAAGUGUACUACUCAUUGAAGUGACGUGUUUUUUAAAAUUAUUCGCUGGCCAGUUGUUAGUUUCAAUUGAUCGCAAAAAAUGAAAAGGCCAUAUAAUAAAUAACUUAUUAACCUCGUCAGUUCGGCCAUUACGGGGAAAUCUCAGACCUCGGCCUUGGUGUGUUGACCUCGCUACCGCUCGGUCAACACAUCAAGGCCUCGGUCUGAGAUUUUCGUGUAAUGACCUCACUCUCGGUUAAUAAGUAGCAUAUAAUGAUGAUAGCUUUUAGUUUGUGUAAACAUUUAUAAAUAAAACCCACUUAUUGUUAAAUGGCUUUUUACCAGGGUGGUCCAGAUUUUGGAGGUAUUUUCGUGAAAACUAUCAACCCGCAUGGCGCAGCUGCCAUGGAUGGCAGGAUAGGCAUAAGUGACAGAAUAGUUGCCGUAAAUGGUGUCAACUUAACAGCCGCCACAAGACAAGAGGUAUGUAGCAACACUGCCACACUAGGUGGGGGUGGGGGAACUCUCGCAGACGAUUAGAUCAUAAUAAAUAAGUAAACAUCACUCAUUUUAUCAGUCGGUCUUUGCUACGUCAGCCAUUUUGAAUAUAUGGUCUGAUGAUGCGAGGUCUGGAAUGAAGCAGUAUUGGGGAGCCGCUCAGACUUCUCUAUUUGUUAUUAUUCGUAAACGAUUGGAUCUUUCGUGAAUUUUAUGACUUUCUGUUAUGAUGGCCUUUAAACAACAAUAUUAGAUAUCAGGGGUUCGUUUCUAAGAAGGCCCGGUAGCUUUUCAGGCCCGAAGACAAAUUAUCAAAUCAAAAGCUGUUGAAUAGUACCACAGUUCGUAGCUCACAAACCUGUCAAUCUUGCUUCGUUAACUGAUAGUUUCAUUGUAUCAUUUUCAAAAUUAUUGAAACUUUGACCUUGAAUGCAGACACGGAAAACAUAAAACAGUUCUUCAGGCCCGAAAAGAUUCCGGGACUUUCGAGAAACAGGCCACUCUCCAAGGAGUGAACAGACUAUAAUUUUAAAACAUCGGACAAACUUUUUGAAGUUUAGCCUAUUUCUUUCUGACCCACCCCUCAUUAAUAAUAACAGUGACAACGAUAAUGAAUAAUUAUGAUAUAAAUAUUAAUGUGAUAGAACUAGAUUUCAAGUUGACUGGAUAAAGGUGAAAGAAACAAAGACCAAGACGAAUGAAAGAUAGCUAAAAAUAUUUUUAUUUUUUUAAGGCGUCAAAUCCUAGAACUGCAUCUUGCCGCACAGAAUGGAAAAGAAAACAACUUUAUGAUCCUCUAUUCAGUUUUUAAAGAGAACCUUAUGAGGCCUUUACUUUUGUUCUUUUGUGAUCAGAAAAUAAUCGACAUCUAAUUGAAGUAUUUUUGACAAAAAUUGCUAUACGUAAUCAAUGAUAUAUGCUCAUUUAGGCAGUUGACGCUCUCCGAAACUCUCCAAUUAUCGCUCAGCUUGUCGUAGAAAAAUGCUCGGCUGAAGAUCACAUGACAAAUAGCAGUGGACCACCAACCCCUCAAGAGUCAAGAUAUGGGGCUGUACACUACAAUCAAUAUCAACCGGAAAACUAUAAUGGUAAGGUUUACAACAUAUGAUGAUGGUGUAAGGGAAGAAAAACGUCCUUGUAAAAUACUUUAAAUGGGGGCAGAGGGUGGAGGGGAGAUGGGGGUAGGGGCAGGGUUCUCAUGACGCAUACUUUUGGUAUUACUAAAACACAACCAUCAGUUCGAAGGGGAUAGAUGGCGAAUUGAUCUUGCUGGCAAUAUCUAUAAGUCGUAAAAGAUCAUAAUUAGGAUGCCUAAAACCCGUGCAAUUCGACAACUGGUUUCAACUCCAUUACCGUAUUCAUUGGAUUAAACUCCGCGGCAUUUAUUAAAUUUUUAGCGUUUCCUAUGCGGCGUAUAUUCGAGGGUGGAGUUUAUUUCGAAAUCACUUUUUAAAAUCACUGACAACAGUAAUUGUAAAUCGUUUGUAAACAUUAUGUAAUUUAAAGGCUCAAAUGACUCCCUUAUUUUGCUGAGAUAGAAUCGUAAACGUCUGGAUGAUAAUAAUUACCAAGUUGUACCGAGGUUUCUCUAGACUUAUUACUCUGCUGAGUAGGUGCAGUGUUUAUUCGACGGCGGCGUUCAUUGGUAAUUUUGCUUCCAUCUGCGGCGUUUGAUCGAGGGCGGCGUUUAAUCGAAUAAAUACCGUAACGGUAAAUCCCUCAUCUGUCAAUAUAUUAAAUUCUAGAAACUGAUUGGUUAGUUCGAGUGUGUUAAUUAUGGCAUCUUAUAAGGCGAGCCACUUAUAACUCUAUGAUCUCUUACCCUUUAGCAAUAAUUUUAUAAAUCUAUCAGAGUCAUUACCGAGUUGUUUUAAUUUCCGAAAUCGUUGCCUUUGAGAUGCAGAGUUUAAAUAACUAAAAUUCAAGAGACUCCAUGAUUUGUGAUUUACUGGCUAAUAAAGGCACUAUAACCGGGUGUAGAAAGAAUUAGAAAUCUUCGUACUUCACUCUGGAAACCUUUUUUCUAGCAUUUGAAUUGUUCUUUCAUUCUAGAACCAGUUUGCGCAUGGUUUAAUUUACCAAAAGUCCUCACUUUGAGUCCCCCAAACCUUGAUCCAUUGGUGAAUUCAUCGGUACGGUUCGGUCGGAGGUGAUAUCAAGUGAUUACUAACAGCCUGUUGUCAUCAGGUUUAAAUGUUUCACUCCCCUUAGGUAUUAUUUGUGACUACUCUUGGUAUAUAUUGCAGAUUACAAUAUGGAUGAUCUACCAUUUGAGGUCUAUCUAGCCAAAGGCCAGAAUGGCCUGGGGAUGAGCCUUACGGGCGGAGAUAGUGGAGGUACAGGGUCUAUUAAGUUCUAAUUAAAACGUCAACAUUUUUAUUCAAUGAAAAUGCUUAUUGUUGCGAUUGCAUGCUUUCUUGGUGUUUUAAAUAUUUGAGUUGCCUUAUUAGAAGUUGCUAAGAAAAAAUGCGGAUUUCUAAACAAUAUUUUAUUUUCAAUUUAAGAGGCUUGCGCUGCUGUUAAAGUUUUUCAAUCAAAAGAAAGUUCAGUAAAGUUUCUAACUUACCAGAAACCUAAUUAGGAGCACUUUUGAAAAAGGAAACAUACACUAAGUCGUGUCCAGGAGGUGCUGUUAUCACCCAGUCCCCACGAGUUUGCGGUCAUGAACUUGCAAUGUUUCGAAAUCAACAUUGAAGGGGAAAAGGCGAAGAGAUCUGAUUGGUCGCACGUUAACGUAAAAGUUGAACCCGCGUUCAACUUUUGCUUUUACACACGACUUUUCGUACAUUUCCUCUAUUUUAUUUGCACAAGUAAAUUUUUACACGCGUUAAACUGAAUUACGUGACAGUGGAAAUCCACCCUAAAGAGUGUUUUCUACAUGUAUGAUUGUUAUUAAAGGUCCAAUUUAUAUUAAGAAGUUGGUUCCGGGAGGUUCAGCUCUUUUGUCAGGACAGCUUCAAGUGAACGAUAUCAUCCUUCAAGUGAACAACAAGAAUGUGGAUCAAAUGAGCUAUAGAGUAAGAAUUUUAAGUAUGGAUUCGUCUUGAAAGACAUAGUAGAGCAGCUUAGCAGCCUGGCCUCCUGCCUUGGGGUGACUCUUGGCGGGAAGAAAAACAGUGGCUAAUCAAGCAUCGAUUGUGCUUUUUUUUCUCCCUACACAGUCUGUUAAGCCACUGUAAUUUCACUAGACUUCUUUGGUGUCGCGAGAAAAAGCCCAGCUGGUACUCGGGUAACAUGGAAAAAUGGUGGCUUACAACGCUGAAUUUUUACAAUCUUUGGAGGAGACAUUUGUUGGGUUGAGAUGGUUUUAAAAUCCAAAGAAAAUUCAGAACUGAACAUUUUAGGCACAUUUCAAAAAUAUUUUGGACUAGAGAUCUGGGUCGGGUUGUAUAGAAAGCAUACUAAGCUGAUUUAGCAACGGAACGGGAACGCGCGGAAACGCGACGUCCGGCGUCCAGUUUGCCUCUCUGCCAUUGGUCAAGCCAGUUGUUUGAUUUGCGCGCGUCGUCGUCAUUGACGUUUCCGUUCUGUUGCAAAAUCAGCCAAUAAGAUAAGAGGGCUCUUACCUUUUGUGAAUUCUGAAAUAAUUGUUACGGGUGCCAUUAAUCUUAAGAUGUUUUGGAUCAAUUAAGGUCUCUGGGAAACUGCCCACCUACCCCUCUCCUAAGCCAUCAUUUUGCCCUGAGUGAGAUAAUGUUGGCUUUGGGGAGGGGUAGGUGGUCAGUUUCCUAGAAACCCUAAAUUGAUCCGAUGUUUUUGCAACACAACUCGGGUCCUUUAUUAAGCUAUUCGAUUCCUGAGUCCGAUGAACUUUUUCAGAAAUCAUUGAAAUAUGCCAUCAUUUUUUGGUGUAUUCCCUACAGGAAGUCCUUUCUAUUCUUCGAAACUGUCCAUCGGAAGUUCGAUUGCUAAUUCAAAGGCCACAGGUGUCAUCACACCCUCCCUACCCAGGGUACCGUGGGGGCAGCGACCGAGCAAGUGUGGACAGCUAUGGAAGCUACAGCAGCAUGUCAAGUAUUUUUUAAAUUAGCUUAGAGAUUAAUUUCGUUGAUAUAUUUCUUAGAAUAGUAGAAUUUCCAGUGAAAGUUCAAGUACAGUGUAGAACAUCUAUUAAUGUGGCAGAUCAUUUCCUUUUCAUAAGAAUCCAUGAAUGGAAUCAAUCGAUAGCGAUGAUCUUAGCAGAGUAUUCAAGUGUGAAUUUUGAUAAAAUUUGUCGAAAAGUUAAAUUUUUCAUGAACUUGGCAAAAAAUGAAUAAAAACUGUUGUAGUAACAGGGCAGAACCUGUUUAUAUUAGUACCUUAUUUCAAGAUAUGUUUGUUUUCCUUUAUUAGAAGACCCUCGCAUAGAUUAUUUUUGUUCGGAGGGCGUAUGUAGUAUAUAGCGGGGUUUUGUGUCAAUAUUUGCCUUGGCAGUAAAAGUGCCAAGCCAGGGGAACAUUAACAGCUCUAAUUUUCUGUGAGUAAGUUGUUAACUAAAGGCUUUUAUCCUAUUCAGACCUGCUCACUUUAAGGAUAUGCUGGUCCUGUAGAGGCAAAGCAAUGAAACUUUUUAAAUACUUAGGUAUAAGCACUUCAAUAAUGCUUAGAGCCUGCGUAGCAGGCGCGGGUCUCGAGAUUUCUUCCUUCGCCCUAAAAACACCAGCCCCUACUACGCAGGCUAGAUGCAUAAGGUAAAACUUUUUAACUGGGAACCGUUGACCUAGUUUAUUGAAACUUGUAUUACGAUUCUGUCAUCAUGGGAAAUAAAAUUGUGCAGAUUUGGAUAUAUCUAGCAAAGACAGCAAAGAUGCAUGCUAGUAAUCAUUUCCCUUUAAGCAAAGAAGGCAGAGUUAUUAAAAAUUAAAAAAAAAAAAACAGAAGCAGGGUAACAUGGUCUCCGCGCCGCUCCUAGUUGUUACUGCGUAAACUUUAGCAAGGUACGAAAAUCAAAUGUUAUAUUUCCAGUUUCUGUAAAGUUUUAUGAAUUCGAGGUUUAGCAUAGUGAUGAUUAUAAAGUUUCAAAGUGAUGACGUCACAAAAAUUUAAAUUUGUGAAAUUAUGGGAUUUGUCGGGAUAUUCUGAAAGGACAAUAUCUAAAGAGCCUGCAUGGCUAGAAGUAGCAUUUCGGGGCCAAAUUGUAUCUCGAUAUAAGCCCAGCUAUGCUCUGAUCACUCCAAAUUUGCCCGGCAAUUUGCCCAGGAGGAGACAUCAGAGCGUAACUGGGCUAAUAUCUCGAGACAAUUUGCACGGAAUUCCAUAGUUUUUGGCAAGUAGGCCUGUUGGAUGUGAUUCUUUUAGAAUGCAUGUCCCAGCAAAUCCCAGAAUUUCACAAAUUUAAUUUUUUAUGACCUUUCACUUCGGGACUCUCAGUUUCAACCACGACUUCCUUUUCUACCGAUGGCGCAUGUCAGUUUUAUUUUAUUUUAGCAAUUGAGGAGACUUAUUUCACGUUAAAAGGAUUGGUCGUCGUUCUUUGACAGUGGUCAAAGAAGGACAAUUUGCAAACACAUAGCAAUUGAGUACCUUCAAAGCUUUCAAAAUCCUUAAUAUCAUAAUUUAAUGUUCAUAUUUCGAUGAAAGAUUAAAAAGGAAUGCAUUGACUGUUUUCUGUACUCUUAAUUGCACGUGUUUGCACUUUAUGGUCUAAACAACAUUGAGUUAUUUGUCCAUAGUUGAGGCACCGUUUUACUAGGUUUAAAGGGUACGGUGUUAAAAGAUAAGUUUUUGUGCUGAUCUUAAGUUACAACAAACCUAGCGAGUCGCAAUAAUAUGAAUUAUGCUGAUUUUAAAGCCUUUUUGUGCGAGUACUAUGUGCACAAAUGUAUUGCUUUAUGAGAGGGCCUAGGGGAGGGGAGGAAAUUCGGAACGCUACAAACCAAUGGAUACAAAUUAAAAUAAUGUAUGCUAUUUGUAAGUAACUUAUUGAUGCCAGAAAUUGGGGAUGUUGUGCAUGAGGGAAAAAGUUCGUGGCACCAGGAAGAUUUCGGGCAGGGUGGAUUAUCCUAGCGCCAUACAGACUUACACAGGUAACGAAGAGAAAAUGGUGUCGAGGAUCGAUUCGUUAGUCUCCCCCAAAAAAAGAAGCUUUAAAACCGACCACUUUUAAUUAAAAACAGCUUUUUUAAAUGGGUUUCUGGUUACACACCCCGGCUAAGUUGUCUCGCAUAUAAACCAACGACAAGAUGUUCAGCCUUCUGGGAUCUUCCUCGUGCUUAAAUCUUCCUUCCGUCCAUGUAAACAGUACUCAAGACUACAAAAAUCGGAUGCAAAUUGUCUUUAACGUGUCCGAUAAGACAGAGCUAACUGACAGCUAGAUACGCGUGUUAUAUUUUUUUUUAGUUUUCUUGUUUUUUUUUCUUGCUUUUUUAAUUUUGUAUGUUAUUACAUUCAUAGCCGUAAUAAAAUAUUUUGAGAUAAAGAAUACUAAAAUGUACAACCUGUUAUUUAUUGCUUAUACCCGCAAGCAUGCACAGCGUUGUUCUGUAAUUUUUUUCCUUCCCUGUGAUCUAAACGCUGUGACUAUUUAUAAAAGUCGUUUUUCCCAACGACAGUCCUCUUGAUAGCAUAACCUCGUUAACCAGCAUAGUUUUUGGCCGAUCUAAAAAGUUGACAGAAUUUUAAAAGGUUACAAUCAUCGCUUACAACCGCUUCCUGCUAUGUGGCAUAUCCAUAUUACAGUCAGUAAAUCCUUUUGUAAACCGCCUUUAUCUUGGAAGAAGGGAACUUCAACUGUGUAAUGGUUUCUCAAUAAACUUUAAGACGAAUUUAACAAAAAUUUUGCAUCUCCUUUCUACAGAAAUAGUUGCCACAAUUUCCUUUCAAAAAGUUAGGAUCCCUCCUCAAAUUCUCACCCCCGGAUAUACAUAACAAACUGAAUGCGGCUGAUUAGCCUCACAAAAAGGUAUAAAUUUUACACGGUAACUAUUGUUUCAACAAAAGUAUUCUUUACGAUAUUUUUCAGUUAUGUGAUACAUCAAGUUACCCCCUCCUCAACUUAUUUUCAACUUAUAGUAUUUUGGGAUAAUAUUCGACUAUGUCCUACAUGGAAAUGGAUAAUUUUGCUGAAAAACUUCGUUUCGUCUAAAUUACAACGCUUUUGGGAGAUAUAAUCUGUCGGCAGAAAAGACUGAGCCUUUCUACCGUGACGUCCCCCGACUGACUGGUCCUCCAUGUUGGUGUCCAAAAAAAAUAACGGGGUCCACGUUGGUGUCCUAAGCUAGUCUUUUCUUAUGUAAACGCUUCCUUUUGCAACUAAUUAUAAUGAAUAGCUGCUACCCACGUGAAUGAAAAAGAUGAUGUAAAUCGGUCUUCGAAAUUUCUGAUCGUGCGUGACUUUAAGGUUGGAUGUAACUUUCCAUGGCCACUGCUAGGCAUCUAAUAAUUAUCAAGCUGUGCCGACAAACAGACUAGAGGAAGGUGUUCAAAACUUCUUUUUCAUAGCUAUUCAUCAGAACUACAGGGGUGAACCAUGUGAACAGCAACUUUAUUAGUUGUAGGUUUUGUUUAUUAUUUAAUGAGGUUCCGUAACAUUUGACAGCGAAAAAACUGCUAAACUAUAUAACCCUCAAAAGUAAGUGAAUAAAUGUACUAAGUAUUCCAAACUCGGGUAAAUGGGAUAAGCCCUUUUUGCGAAAGUGCCUUCCUUUCUUUACAGAUUUUUAAUUGGCGAAAUAUUAAAUUCUUUGCUGGCGUGUUCGUCGACAUUUUACCACCAUCGGUUAGAUAGGUUGCUGUGAGUCAUAGAAAAGCAGGUUGAGAGCGGCUGGGAGCAUUUACUUCAGAUAAUUAGUCUUUUAAGAUAAAUCUCGUGAAUACUGUUCGGCACUGUCAGUAACAGGUGGUGAGCUCAAGAACGAUGCUGAAGAACGCCCUUUCUGUUGCGUUGCUGCUGUCUGCUACUGUUUCAGUAGGUACGACGUACGUAAGGUGGUCUCAUUUGUCUCUUUAAGGCUUUCACUGCCAAAUGUAGCCAAAGGCAAAUUUCGACCAGAUUUUCAAAUUUCAUUUUGUAAAAUUUUGAAAAACAAAUAGCACCAUGUGUAAGUACAGGCAGAGAGGUUUCAUUUGAAUGGUCACAUCAUAGGAUUUCGUCCACAGACUCAAAAGUUAGAGUCACCUUUCUUCUUGACACCUUACAAAACUCCAUCAAACACUCGGGCAGUGAAAGGGUUAAGGCUUUGUUCACACUGCACCAGACAGCUUUUGCGCCGGCACGAAAACCAUACUGGAUAGGGCUUCUGUUCAAACAUAAGAACGUUGUGUUUGGCGCGAUUUCAGUGUAACGGAGCUAAGCUGCGCUGUGCGAAUCUCUAAAGUGGAGAGUCACAUAUGGGAUGGGUGUUCAUAUGAUAUCGGAUAGCUUUUUGUGUCGGUGCAAAAAGCUACUAUCCGCUAUAGUGUGAACGGUAGGUUAAGUCAAAGAAAAAGCGCGAAUAUAGUUUGGGAGAAAACGUUUUAUGUCCGUUGCUGUCGACAACAACUGCAUCGUAAAUGUACUUCGUAUAAAAGGAAAAAAAUUGCGCUUGGUCAAUUAAAGUCAAUCGCACAGGUCAAGCGAUUUAUGGUAGGAAUUUUGCAUCAUAAAUGUGCGGUAAAACGGGCUACAUAAAACGUGCAACUUGUUUUGCAACAUGCAAUGCUGCAAAACGAGAUGAAAAUUAAGCGAUGUGGCGCGUUUUACUGAUCACGAAAACCUUUCCACCUUAUAUUGUUGGAAGACAGGUUCGAACGUCGUUGGUAAAACGCACAACAUCGCUAUUCAUUUCGUUUUGAAGCAAUGUUGCAAAACAAGUUGCACGUUUUUUGUUCCCAGUUUACUGAGCUUUAGGGCAAAACAACUAUGAGGGAUUUUUCAGAAAAAGGCAUCUCAGGUUUCCAUCCUUCUCCGUCCCUCAUAUCGUUUCCCGAGAGUAAUUGAGAUAAUUUUUUUAUUUCCAUUAAAAGUUAAGUUUGGUGAGGUAAACAUCUUGAUUGUUCGUUGGACCGACUUUGCUCGCGUGUGGUAAAAAUAGAGAAAAACAGUGAAUUUGGUUUGCAAAAUUAGCACCUCUGUCAGCUAUGGCUAUUUUUUCUUCGUUUUUUUUUAAUUUUUCUAUUUCUUUUUUUAAUAUAAUUGUAGUUCGGUUAUACUCACGCGCAGGUAGCUUGGCCCUGUAUUGUUCAACAACAACAACUAAAAAACUACCUGGAAACAUAUAUUCUUGUCACUAUAGAAGAAUUUUGAUUUUGCACAGUUUUUCUCUGAAAUCACAAGUGACACUUCACUUUUUUUUAUUAAACCAAAAAAAAAAAAAGCGAUUUUCGGAAUAAUGAAAGGACAAAGGACCAUAACGCUAAAAAAAUCUAAAGUGCCAAACAUUUUGGAGAUGAUUUUACGAGUGUUAAAAACUUGAAAUUGGAUGUUUUGAGAGUCGGUAUGGGCUCAUCAACAAUUCAAUUCCAAUCUUCCCUCCACAUGGGGUGUUUAAAUAUUUAAAGCGCCUUCUGAAAAUGCCUACCUUUGCAUUUUGAAAUAGCCAUCUGUGAUCCUUAGCACUGGAAUUAUUAAUACUAAUUGUAAGCAACAUCUUUCAUUUGUAAAUUUACCUAGAAAAAAAUGGCAAUAAUUUAACAAAAAUAAACAGUAACUGUUAAACUUUGCAAACAUACAGAUGGUUUGGAUUGGACAGAUUCGGUGUCACGAGAUCAUCUCACAGACAUCAGAUAAUUCUGUUUGUGCAUGGAAAGCUUAACGUUCUUGCGACCUGCCUGUAUUGGAACCUGACUCGUCUCCAUUGGUCUCUCAGUCUUCUGUACGAGAAAAGCGCAAAGGAGAGCUCAAGCAUUUCCUAUCACCCCUCGCGCUAACUUGGAACACGACUUCUCGCGUUCCGUCCCCCGCGUGUCCAAAUAGGGAGUUUAAGAUACGGCGACUACGGACUACGACUACGGUUAAACAUGCUACUGCGCAUGAUCAAAACCACGUGACUGUUCGUUUUUCCCGCGUAGUCCUGCGGCUACGGUGAGUUGUUGAGCUGUUUCGCGUAGUCGGGACUACGGAGAACAUUUUGCUCGUAUUUUGCCGUCUCGGUAAUUCAGAAUCUCGUCUUUUCGUUAAAAAAGUUUUCAAUUCACCUGGUUUAAGUGAGAGGGAAGCGAAAUAUGUAAGUUGUGUCUAAUUUCUGCUCAAAUUUACGCUUUUAAUCCACUGUUGUUACCUCAUUUUUAUCUAUAAGCUAAGCUCAUAUUUGAAUAAGCUUAGCUGUUUAUACGCAGAAUUCCGAUUGACGGCCGAGGAGAAGAGAAAUCAUGCAGGUAAUUUACUUUCUCUUCGCACUUGAAAAGUUUCAAUGUUUGUUCGAACUGAUUAUUGUGUCUUUCUACUUGUGUAACCUUUGUUUAUGCGAGUUUUUGUAUCGCAUUUGCUGAAUGAAAAUGAUGUAAACAUCUUCGAGACAAUCGAAACUCGGCAUUUCAAUACUUCAAAUUAAAUCAGAUCAGUAGUGGGAGAAGUCCAUCUUCUAAAUCUAAUAAAUGAACUAUUACUAUUUCUGUCUAUUUCCUUAAGAUUUGACGCUACAGCAUCAGUCGGUCCUGUUUACUCACACUUUUCCGAUCACCACGUGUACUUUAUUUAUCAGCACGCCGAAGCACACGUAUUAAAUCUGCGCUAUGGCCGCGGUAUGCAUACAACCAUAUCACCCGGGCAAUGGCAGCCAUGAACCAAUGAACGGUCAAAUCCGAGCAUCAAAGGCCCUUUAUUUAGGCACACAGCUUAAUUUAGCUGAUCUCAUCUCCAUAUGCAUGCCGUGGGAGUGAGCAUGAGUGUUGCGGUUCCCAACCAGCAGCUAUCACAUGUGUACUGUGAAGAGGGCGCUUAAACUAUAGCUCUUGCACUCGCCUCGGUAGGUCACGGAGGGGCCAAUGUUUACAAUGCUAAUGAGACUUACUUAGGACGAAAAAGCUGACCAUGGCUCCUUCUGAGCGGGUGAAAUAUUAGCAAGCUUAAGCAAUCACGACGGCAACGGCAGAGAAAACGUCACUUGGAAAGCGAGUUCACGCUGUUUCAACUUUACUACUCUUGUUCCAUUUCAUAUAACUUGAUUUUUAUUGGGAAAUUCUUCUGGAGUUGAUUCCAUAGGACCAGAAACCCAUAAUGAGUUUCUGAUAGGACUUUAUCUAAGUUCAAAAUAAGAAAUCGUUACCUUGCAUUUGCGUUCACGUCGUCCAUAAAACGUGAAACUAGGAAGUUUCUGGUUGUCUAGAAAGCGACGACCUACAACCCAUAAAACGACUACCUAGACCGUAGUCGUGCAACAACGGCAAAGAAAUGUACAAAAAAGUGUGAAACAAUAAUAAUAAUAAUUAUAAGAAUAUUAAUUAUUAUUUUUAUUGGUCUGAGUAUCGUAUAACACCCUCUGAGAUCUCCAUAAUUCUUCAGAUGAUACGAAAGCCGAAUUCAAUAAUUGUUUAGGUAUUCAUUCAAAAGAAUUUCUUGUUUAAAAUGCUUACCUUCAUCGAUGUUAAGUUCAUCUUCAAUUGCUUGCUUAUUGGCAAGUUUAGGAGAUAAAGAGUUGUUCAGCCCUGCCAAUAUUCUCCAAAUAGCCAUGAUAGUGAAUGUCGUCCGACGAGUUGUAUUCUUGCUCGUAGUUGCUACGUUUUUAGCCAAUAGCUCUCACAUUUCUUUCUCGUGAAACGAGUGAAAUGUUCCGCCCUUUUGUACUCACUACCAAAACAACUGAAUCCCGUUCCCAGGUCUUCUCGGUUAACUGUCCAGUUUUCUGGCAAAAUGCUGUAGAAUAGGGCAAUUGCACGAUGACGACGUCUGACUAUUCUGGUAGUUGUAGUAAAUUGUCGUCAUCAUGCAAUUGUCCUAUCGACGUCAUUUUUCACAUAUCGUAAAAUUCUUCCAAAUUUGGUCAACAGUAGCUGGUUAUGAUGAAUUAUGCGUGGGAUUUAAGCCAGUUAUAAACGGAGAAAUAUUUUGAAUGAAUGAAUGAAAAAAUAGUUAUAAUAAUAAUAUUAAUAAUUAUAAUAAAUAAUGAUAAUGGUAAUAAAUAUAAUGAAAAUGAAGAAAUGGUCGUCGCAGUGAACGCAAUUUAUGCAAAUGCGUAAAGAAGCCUGCAAAAAAAAUUCAGGACUUCAACGAGCUUUGAACCCGUGACCUCGCGAUAACGGUGCGAUGCUCUACCAACUGAGCUAUGACGCCACUGACGUUGGGAGCAGGUCAAUUGUGAACAAUUGUUAACACUCAUUUCUUUCACGGGAACAUAUGAACCCACAAUUGACCUGCUCCCAACUACAUAAAUUGCGUUCACUGCGACGAUCAUUUCUUCAUUUUCAUUUCAUUUCCGCAGUUCAUAUAUGAUUUACUUCAUAUAUCAUUAACAUAAUGAAUAAAAUAAUGCGGUGAUCUUUUGCAUCUUUUUUCAUUGUCUCAACAGCAUAUUCCUUGAAGUGCUAUAUGUGCCCAGGUGACCAAAGCGUAGAAGAUUGUGACAAAGACAAAAGUGAAAUGAAUUGUACAGACGCUACACCGGUCUGCGUUAAGGCAGACGCUGAUCGAGAGAGUGGCAAAAAGUUUAGAUGGCGAGCAUGCAUGCUAAAGACGAUGUGUGAAGAUAUCGAGAAAAAGUGCAAAGAC